UCGUCAAUCCUUCAAGCAACAUCAUGAAAUUUCUGGUUUGCGCUUUACUGCUAACAUCUGCAGUCCUUGCAGAAGAAUCCUCUAAAUCGAAACGUGGUCUUAUCUUAGGCGAGCAUUUGGGACAUGAUGUUCUUUCUUUGGGAGGUUUAGAAGGCGGUCUAGGACUCCAAAGUGGGAUUGGACUCGGGGGUGGUCUUGAAGAAGAACACCAUGGACAUAUCCACCACAUCACUCUACACAAGAAAAUCCCAUACCCAGUACCACACCCCGUUCCAGUACACAUUGAGAAAAAAGUACCAUACCCAGUUAAAGUGCCAGUACCAGUGAAAGUCGACAAGCCUUACCCUGUGCAUGUGCCUGCACCUUACCCAGUCCAUAUUGACAAGCCUUACCCUGUUAAAAUCGAUAAACCAUACCCCGUCCCAGUGAAAGUACCAGUCAAGGUACCAGUACCAUUCAAGGUUCCUUUCCCAAUCGCUAAGCCUUACCCAGUGCCCGUCCACAAACCAGUCCCAGUACACAUCCCUGAAAUCAACAUCAUCAAGAAACCAGUACCUGUUUUUAUCAAGGGUCACCACGAAGGGUUCUCUGAAGGUUUGGGAGAGAGCGGAUUGUCGUCUCUUGGAGGUGGUCUCCAAGGUGGACUCAUAGGAAGCCAGGGUUCGUCUUUAGGAGGCGGAAUCGGUCUCUCUACCGGGGAUGAGUUUGAACAUCACUAUCACCAUCACUAUUAAUUAUGUUAAUCCAACUGUUGUUUAUUAUUUAUUGUCAAGGUCAUUCUCUAAAAUAGUGUGGUUUAGCUUCACGCAGUGGAGAGUUAACCACAUUAUUCGCAGCCAGAAAUGGAUUGUCGAGCAACUGUUAAAUUUCGUUAAAUAUGUGAGAUUUCCUUUCAGCGUUGGGAUCAAAUCCACAUUUCAACGAAAUUCUUGUCUGUUUUUCUAUAACUGAAUACCUUAUUAAAGAUUCCAAAAGCAUUA
Molecule: messenger RNA, 980 nt
Organism: Tribolium madens (black flour beetle)
Lineage: Eukaryota; Metazoa; Arthropoda; Insecta; Coleoptera; Tenebrionidae
Product: tetra-peptide repeat homeobox protein 1-like
Exons: 2
Coding region: 24-734 (236 amino acids)
Source: RefSeq, a predicted model, not a curated record